Molecule: messenger RNA, 742 nt
Organism: Magallana angulata
Lineage: Eukaryota; Metazoa; Mollusca; Bivalvia; Ostreida; Ostreidae
Product: DNA-directed RNA polymerase II subunit RPB9-like
Exons: 5
Coding region: 159-542 (127 amino acids)
Biological process (GO): transcription-coupled nucleotide-excision repair; maintenance of transcriptional fidelity during transcription elongation by RNA polymerase II; transcription initiation at RNA polymerase II promoter
Cellular component (GO): RNA polymerase II, core complex
Molecular function (GO): zinc ion binding; DNA-directed RNA polymerase activity; nucleic acid binding
Source: RefSeq, a predicted model, not a curated record
UACGUCAUACUCACUUAAUUCAGAAUAACAUUUUAAGAUACGUUUUUAGUCUUUGGAUUUUUGUUGAAUAAAUCACAUUGAACGAAUACAUUUACGCAAGACUUACUUUUAUUUUUCUUCAAUUGCACAAGCGACAUCCAACAAGAAAGCUGUUCAACAUGGAUUUAUACGAAACACACGACGAUGGUCCAGGUUUUGUGGGAAUCAAGUUUUGUAAAGAAUGUAACAAUAUGUUGUAUCCAAAAGAAGACAAAGAAAACAAACUGUUGUUAUAUGCUUGCCGAAACUGUGAUUACCAAGAGGAGGCAACCAAUCCCUGCAUCUAUGUAAACAAGAUCACCCAUGAAGUCGAUGAGCUGACACAGAUUAUUGGGGACGUGAUAGCCGACCCAACCCUGCCCCGAACAGAGGACCACCCUUGUCCCAAGUGUGCCCACAAAGAAUCCGUCUUCUUUCAGUCUCACAGCACCAAGGCAGAGGAAGGCAUGCGACUCUACUAUGUUUGCACCAACCCCCAGUGUGUGCAUCGCUGGACCGAGUAGACAAUUCGUUUAUCACCUUUUCCAACACACAGUAACAUACCCAUUGAAAAUACCAUUGAAUCACUAGUGCAGGCUUCAUUACCUUAAAGAAUUCAGGAUGCAGACCCCAGAAGAGCAAAAUGACUCUUAUGGCAUUCCAAAAAUUCUUGACAAUUCUUGUAAUGUCUUAUUGUUUUAAUAAAUAUAUACUUGUAAUAGUU